UUCAACCGGUUCAUAUUGGCCUAUUCCACCCCGCAAAGCGUGACUGCUUACAACUACAAUAAGAAGCGCAUCCUCACAUCAUGUAGACCUGCGUGGAUUGUGUGUUGAAAGUGUCAACGAUGGGCCAACAUGGCGGAAAUUGACCAGUUGGAACUCAUAAAGAACUUGACGAAGCUUGAGGCCCAAUUAUCGUCUAUCCAAUUUCCCGCGUAUGGUGGUCUAUACCUUCGAGCAGAUAUAGGCGCCCGGCAAUCCCCUUAUCAAAUGCUCAAUGAGAGUAUUAAUCCGUCACAUAUGUUUUGUAUUGGCCCCUUCUUGUGAUCGUUCAUUUGACAUUGAUUGGGACUAGACUGGUUCACAGG
Molecule: messenger RNA, 362 nt
Organism: Aspergillus novofumigatus IBT 16806
Lineage: Eukaryota; Fungi; Ascomycota; Eurotiomycetes; Eurotiales; Aspergillaceae
Exons: 1
Coding region: 130-321 (63 amino acids)
Cellular component (GO): mitochondrion
Source: RefSeq, a predicted model, not a curated record